Molecule: messenger RNA, 4157 nt
Organism: Grammomys surdaster
Lineage: Eukaryota; Metazoa; Chordata; Mammalia; Rodentia; Muridae
Product: kinesin-like protein KIF28P
Exons: 23
Coding region: 745-3849 (1034 amino acids)
Biological process (GO): cytoskeleton-dependent intracellular transport; microtubule-based movement
Cellular component (GO): kinesin complex; microtubule
Molecular function (GO): microtubule motor activity; ATP hydrolysis activity; microtubule binding
Source: RefSeq, a predicted model, not a curated record
UAAUUAUUUUUAACGUUGCUGUUUUAUGAUGUAUGCACUUUGAUGCUAUUCCUCAGACUAAUCAUUACAUGUACUCAUUGGGCUUUGCCUGAUACUGUGUUGAAUUGUGGGCAUUUGACUUUGCCUUUUUGUAGUUUUACAAUUUUGUGUAAUCUACCUCAAAUGAGUAAUUUUCCAGUACUGCAUUUGUUUCCUAUGCUGGCAUUUCUUGUUCAGUAACUUAAGGACUAUCUUGUCUCUCAAUUCAGAGACUAAUUAUCCAGGUUAGAUUGACCGGUUUCACUGCUUCUUAGCAACCUCAUGGAAGGAUUUGAGAAAGAAAUGUAAAACAGAGCACCUGGUUUAUGCCUAAUGUUGAGGGGUCCCAACAAACUUAGACUACCGUGCUGUGAAAGAGCUUGUGACUGAGUCACAGAAGCCUCUUUAGUAUUCAGGUUGUAAGACUAGUGAUUGCUACAGGACCUCAGGCACAGGUUACAGAGAGUGAAAGAGUGUGAGCAGAUGUCGGAAAAGAGGAACAGAACCUCAGUGAGAGUGUGCACUGUUAGUAAUGGCGCCUGAUGGACGCCAUGAUGUUCAUCAAUAAAUAAGUGUUGUCAAAUAAUUUAUGACAGGUAAUUGAUAGUGUGUAAUGAAUGAAUGCUUAAUAAUUGAUACCUAAAAGCAGACUGCCUUUGUCAGCUAAGCUUUGGAUGUUUUCGUGAGCAGUGCGCUUUCUGUGUUAUUUUUCUACGGACUAGCAUCAUGGAUAACGAGAAAAUGGGGGAGAUGCCUGUGCCGAGAACGGACAGUGUGAGAGUGGCUGUCCGAGUGCGGCCUUUCAGCCAGAGAGAAAAGAACUCGGGAAGCCAAUGUGUGAUUUCCAUGCAUUCCCGAAGCAUCACCAUCCGGCACCCUAAGAAUGAAGACCAUGUGAAGACCUUUACCUUUGACCUGGCAUACUGGUCUCAUGAUGGAUUUCAAAAAGAUGAAGAUGGUCUCCUUAUUCCAUCUGAUCCAACUAGUAAAUUCGCAAGCCAGAGUGAUGUCUUCCAUGAUAUAGGAAGGGGAAUUCUAGACAGUGCCUGGCAAGGCUACAAUGCUACUCUCCUGGCCUACGGCCAGACCGGCUCUGGAAAAAGCUACUCCAUGGUUGGCUUUGGUACAAACAAGGGUAUUGUUCCAAGAGUGUGUGAAGAGCUCUUCCAAGCUAUUGAGAAGCAAAAGGAAAAUCUAGAACUCCAGGUCAUGUUUAGCAUGCUGGAAAUCUACAAUGAACAGAUCAGGGAUUUGCUGUCUAGAACCACAGCUCCCGGAAGGUUAAGAGUCAGGGAGGAUCCACAGCUGGGUUUUUUUGUGGAAGGUCUGAAGUGGGCGCCUUGUGAGGAUUAUGCACAAAUUGAGAAGCUGGUGGAGCAAGGAUCAAAAAUCAGGAUGACAGCAUCCACCAACAUGAACGCCAGCAGCAGCCGAUCCCACUUGCUCAUUGCCAUCCAGGUCAAGCAGGUUUUCCUGGACAUAGCUCUCACCAAACAAUCCAGCAUCAACAUGGUGGACUUGGCAGGAAGCGAGAGGCAGAGAUCAUCAGGAUCUGAAGGAGACCGUCUAAGGGAAGGAUCAAGGGUCAAUUUAAGCCUAACCAGUUUAGGGAACGUCAUCAGCGCUCUGGCAGACUUGGCCAUGGGGAAGAAAGUUCUGCAUAUCCCCUACAGGGAUUCUGUUCUGACCAAACUGCUCCAGUCAGCUCUGGGUGGAAACAGCCGGACAACACUGCUUGCAGCCCUGAGUCCGGCUGACAUCUGCUAUGAGGAGACCUUGUCGACGCUGAGAUAUGCCGAGAGGGCUAAGAAGGUUCGAAACAGAGCUGUGAUCAACACCUGUCCACUGGUGAGAACGUCCAAGGCUGAGAACGCUCUGCUGCUUGGAUUCGUGGGUGCUGGUGCAGCAGAGCACUCAGCCUAUUUCUGGGCAGAACAGCAGCUGGGGACCCGGGGGACCUGGGCCCAGCUGCUGGAGAAGGCACGGAGGGAGUGGGAGCAACAGUACGAGGCACUCACACAGGAGCAGCAGAUGGUAAAGAUUCUCCCGCACAUCCUCAAUGUCAACGAGGACCCACAGCUCACGGGGGUCCUCAAGUUCUUCAUUCACAACGGCUCCUGUGAUGUUGGUCGGGCUACUUCAAAUGCCAUCUGCCUUCAAGGCCUUGGAAUUUCAGAUAAACAUGCUUCCUUCGUGAAUUUGGAUGGUAAAGUGACAGUCGCUCCAUACAGCAAGUGCAAAGUCAUUGUUAAUGGGGUACCUGUCACCAACAGGACAAAGCUGCAGCAUCUGGACCGCAUCAUCUUGGGAUCCAACAGUGCCUUCCUCUACAUCGGGUUUCCCUCUGAGCGAGGUGCUGAAGACCUGAGCAGGUUCGACUAUGACUUUUUCCAGCUAGAGCGAGCAGCUGCUGAGGGCGUGAGUGUGGACAUGCUUGAUUCUUCGAGCCCUGGAGAUGACCAAACCAACCCCAGCAUCUUAGCUGUGUUUCAGGACUACAUCAAACUCAUGCCACUGGUUGUGGAAGCAAAUCAGAUGAGUGAAGAGUUGAAGAAGGGGCUUAAAAUGGAAUUGAAAGUGAAGAAUUUAGCAUUGUCAGAUUCCAAGGGCUAUGACCUCCAGAAAGAGGUCAUGGUGAAGGUGACCAAACAAGGGACUCAUGAGGUAUGGAUUUGGUCAAAGGCCAAGUUUAUCAAUAGGAAAUUCCUGAUGGAGGAACUUUACGAGCGUUUUCUAGAGAGCAAAGACAGCCACGUGGCUCAGGAAGAUGACCCUUUCUGGGACCCUGUGGAGGCUGUUCACUUGGGCUCGGCACAUGUCUGGCUGCAGUCCCUGGCUCACCGCACGAUGCUGGAGGAGCAGGUAGAGUUUCUGAACUGUGACGGGCUAGAGGAGGCAGUGCUGCACAUUCGAGUCACCCCCUGCUCCCCAGAAGGAUGGGCACAUGGUGAGGAAGAUAUGGUUAUCGACCCCUUGGAGCUAUUGGGCAGGAGGACUGACUUCCAGAUUCACAUCGUCCAGUGCCUUGGUGUCAAGUGGCUAAAGGAAGAUGCAACCCGGGGCAUUCAGAUGGGGUACAAGAUUUAUGAUCUUCCAAACACUUUGUAUACCAAACCUGUGUGGAAAAGCGUGAAUCCCAGAAUUGAAGAGAUGGUCCACUUUGCAGCCUUGGGUGUGUCUCGAGAGUUUCUGAAUUACUUACUGACGAAUGCCCUCAUUGUCGACUUGUGGGGCCUCCAAGAAGGCUGUGCUCACUUGGGUGCCUCUCAGCUGGACGUCCUACUCACAGGUGAAGGUCACAUCAUCGUAGACACCAAGACAUUUUCCAGUGUGAAGGAUGGGGGCCAGAUCACGCCAAACCAGGUGCCAGAACUUUAUCAGAAGCUGCUCAAGUCAGAGGAGGAGAUGGAGCUGCUGAGAGACAUUAACAGGACCCUCAGAGGAGAAAAUGUGUUUCUCAAGGCAUCACUGGAAAAAGCUGGUUCUGUUCCACAGGCCCAGAAGACGGAUAAUCCAGAAGGAGCUACAGUGACAGCUGCUAGAGAGACUAAGCAAGUGUGCACUCAGCAAGCCAGGUCCAACGCAGAGCUGGCCAGAGCUCUGAAGGUGUUCUAUCGAGGCAUGAGCGUGGCCAGAGGACAGCUCCUCAGGCUGAGGCAAUGCAGACCUCCUGAAGAUGAUCAAAUGCUUCGGCCUUUUGUGCACCAGCAGUCACAGAUGCUGAAGGACUUGGAGGACCUGCUUGAAUCUAGUUUACACAAGUUAAAGACUGAUGUUGCUUUCAUAGUGAAGAAGAAGAAGAAAGAGUAUCUACUGCCCAGCCAACAGUGAAAAUGAGCCAGCUGAGAACUGCAAACAUGCUCUGACUUAGUAAGCUUCAUAGACACAUGGGCCACUCGACUCUUUUCCGACGAGGACCUGCUGUGUGGAACAGAAUUGCCCGAUCUUGACUUUGUACCUCUAGCCCCACUACAGGGAUCACAGACCUAUGCCACCACCACACUGGGCCUUAACUGGGUUUUAAAUUCCUGUCAAAAUUGCCAGGUGGUAGUGGCACAUGCCUUUAAUCCCAGCACUUGAGAGGCAGACGAAGGAUCUCUAUGAGUUACAUGCCAGCAUGGUCUACAGAGUCAGUUCUA